Messenger RNA from Rotaria sordida, 3063 nucleotides. Lineage: Eukaryota; Metazoa; Rotifera; Eurotatoria; Philodinida; Philodinidae. The record is from the annotation of a GenBank genome assembly.
AUGGCUCGUAAAACAGUCGAUUAUAAUUCAUCAAUUAUACGUUAUCUUGAAAAUUCGAUUUGGCAACGAAAUUUAACUGAUGGACGAUCAUUACAACCUGAUGUUCUUUAUAUUCCACAUCUUGUUCCACCUCAUACUCUUCUAUUAAAUCCAGUAAAUUGUGUAAUGACAAAAUUUAUUCGACCAGCAACAAAUAAAGUUCGAUGUCCAAUUUGUUGUGUUUGUUGGACACCCGAUGGUCGUCGUUUGAUAACAGGUGCAUCUAGUGGAGAAUUUACAUUAUGGAAUGGAUUAAUAUUUAAUUUUGAAACUAUUUUACAAGCACAUGAUUCAGCUGUACGUGCAAUGAUUUGGUCGAAUAAUGAACAAUGGAUGUUAACUGGUGAUCAUAAUGGUUUUGUUAAAUAUAGGCAAUCAAAUAUGAAUAAUGUUAAAGUAUAUCAAGCACAUAAUGAUCCAGUUAGAGGUUUAACAUUUUCACCGAAUGAUAGCAAAUUUGCCAGUUGUUCUGAUGAUAGUUUUAUUCGUAUAUUUGAUUUUAUGACCGGCACUGAAGAACGUGAAUUACGAGGUCAUGGAUGUGAUGUAAAAUGUGUUGAUUGGCAUCCACAUAAAGGUUUACUUGUUUCUGGUAGUAAAGAUUCCCAACAACCAAUUAUUCUUUGGGAUCCAAAAAGUGGAAAAAAAUUAGCAACACUUCAUGCUCAUAAAAAUACAUGUAUGGCAUUAAAAUGGAAUCGUCAUAAUGGAAAUUGGUUAAUAUCAGCAUCACAUGAUCAUUUUUGUAAAUUAUUUGAUAUAAGAAAUCUUAAAGAAGAAGUUCAAUGUUUUCGUGGACACAAAAAAGAAGCAUGCAAUAAGCUCAUUUUAUUCGUUUAUUAUUGUUUACAAAUAAAGAUCAUAAUAAAAAAAUGUGUUUGCUUGAUAUUGUUUCUUUUUAAAAAUGAAAUAAAACUAUUUCUUCAUCUAAUAAAGGUAUAUAAAACCUCUGGGCAAAAGUCUUUCUCGUCCUCCUCUUUUUUCUUUACAAUCUUUUUAUUAUUGAACUAAAGUAUAACAUAUGUAUCUUAUUUUAAUAUGAUGUAUAGUUAUCAUUUGUUUCAAUCGAAUAUUGUGCUCGUCUUUUCAUAUGAUCAACCAUUUUGACAGUCAAGUUAAUUGAUAGAGCUGUCCAUGCUUUUUUUUGUUUCUUGUUCCAACUCUUGAGUUUGUUUGAAUUGUUUUUAACUUAUUAACUUAUUGUAUCCUUCAUUAUCAACCAAAUGUCUUCAAUUGGGUUUUGAUUUGGUGACGAAGAGAAUCAAGACAGAACUUGAAUUUGAUUGUCGAUUGACAGACGAGAUCUGUGCUUAGAAUCAUUGUCCUCUUGAAUGAUCUAGCUAUGUGGAUCUUCAGAAAACUUGACGAUAAGGAGUAGGCAGAAGACUGUUCUUAUAUAUGCUGCACAUGCUUGACAGAAUAUCUAACUAUACAAAUAAUAUUGGUGACACCUGGAAAUCGUCAAACUUUUUUUUCCAUUGCUGCCAAGUUUGAAUGUCUUCUCAUCGGUAAAAAUCAUGUUGUCUCAAUUGAAAUUUUGACGCUUGUCGAGCCCAAAUAAGGGUGUGGGUGUGGGUGCGGGUGUGGGUGGGGUGGGUGUGAGUGUAAAAUGAUGUCGUCGCAGCCCACACCCGCACCCACACCCACACCCCACACCCACACCCCACCCACACCCACCCACACCCACACCCACACCCCACACCCACACCCACACCCUGGUUUAUUUAUUUUUGAAUUAGACAGUAACUCUAUUUUUAUUCUUCCGUCUGAAUCGCACAUGCACUUUUUGUUUGCUCUUUUUGUGAACAAUUAAGAAAAGAAGAAGGAAAGAAUUGCUUCGGGUAUCUUAACCAGGACUCCCAGAUGAAAAACUUGAAAAUCAGAAAAAAAUCAGAAUUUUUUCUUCGAAAUCGGAAACUAAUCAGAAAGAGUAACUUCUUGCAAAUCAAGGGCUAUCAUGUUGACAUACUUGCACAAAAUGCUUCACUUUUUUGUUUAUCGAUUCAUACUUUAUUUCCAAAAGUAUUUCAUAGUAAAGAAAGACAACACAAACAUUAUAUAGCUUAGAGUGAAAGAUACUGUACUGUAAGCUAAGGAGCUUGAUCAUAGUCAGAUCAAAUGAAUGGUCUCAUUGUCAAACCAACUAAUUAAAAAUAUGAGCUGCCAAUAACGUACACAGACCGAGAUAUUCGAGUUUCAAGAAGUUUGCAGUUUGUCAUGUGCCCACGCUACGAAAUUUCAUCAACACUUAGUUUUCUUUUUUUCAUCAUGGUUGGAUGGAGGACGAUCAUUUACAUAAGAAAAAACAGUAUCACGCAUAUUAAAAAGCAAAUUCUACGAAGUCUAGAACAACAUUUUUUUAAUUAUAAGAGUAAUAAACAAAAAAUUCUAAUUGCUGCCAAAUUGCGUUUGAAUAUGUGUAAUAUUGUUUCUCGGUAUGUAAAUAGUCGUGUUCCGUCCAACCAUGACGAAAAAAGAAAACUAAAGGUUGAUGAAAUUUCGUAGAGUGGGCACAUAACAAACUGUAAAUUUCUUGAAAUUCGAAUAUCUCGUUCUGUGUAUGCUAUUUGCAGCUCAUGUUUUAAACUACUGUCGGCGCCAGAAGUAGAUGGAGAAAACUCUAGGAUGGAUAUCUCCCGAACGGAUGCAGCUAGCGAGUUGGUCUUUUCACCAUUAGAAAGAGUAACCUCUGGGGGCCACAUGUAUAUUAUAUUCAAUAGGUUAGUGGCUGAUCAAGGUUGUUAGUUGUCUUUAAGGAUUUUGUACCCUGCCGGACAAAAACGUUUUUCUAUGUAUUUGCAAUUCUAAGCUGAUGGUUCGAUAGAGCAACCUCUGCUCUUUCAACCUACGCAAUCCCGGACUCUCUAUCAUUUAUCAUUCAAAAGCUAUCCUUAUUAUAGUGAGCACCUGUAACAUGUGAAAAAUGUAAUUUUUUUCGAGAGAAGAGUUUUUUCAUUGUAUAUCCAUGAGAGUUGUCGACUGUUCUUAGCCGAAUGAUGACGACUGAUUUGUCAUUCAAAGAUG